Molecule: messenger RNA, 1151 nt
Organism: Vitrella brassicaformis
Lineage: Eukaryota; Vitrellaceae
Source: the annotation of a GenBank genome assembly
CAUCCAUCCAGGCAGACAGGCAAAAAGUGCUGGCCUGCUUCACCAACCGAAGCACCCACAAGUGCAAAACACAAUGAAUAUCAGCGACAAAGCCGAACAGACCAAAACUCUCUGUCGGUGCAUUUCUUUUCAGCAUCUGCCACAGCACAUGGAGUCAGAAAGAUAAACAGCAGGGCCGAUGAGGUCUCCCAACGGCGGACCUUCACAGGACACACUAUAGACCUGCACUCGAGUACCCACACAAUCAAUGAGCGAGGCAGCCACACGAUGCCGUGGUCCCAUUCCCUCCCUCUCUGUGUGUCCAUACUCACGUGGUAUCCGCCGCGGCAUCCUUGGUAGUCGGCGUCUGCAUGUGGGCCGCCAAUGCAGUUCUCGUCAACGUCGCCGAGGUCGCACGUGACUACACAGCUCUGGAGCUCCCGCAGCUGCGGCUCUCCAUCAGCCACGGCAGCAGCAGCAGGGUGGCCCUCCUGCCCAUCGCUGCUGUCGGCAGCAUUCACCUCCUCAAGACGGUGUCGUCGCGCAACGCACUCCGCAGAGCAAUCGCUGAUGCACGAGUCGAUGCACUCGCCCCCCAGGCCCGACUCAGAGCAGAAACCGCCACAGAAGGCGCCUGCAGCCAAGUGCGAACACAUGUGAAGUCAUACAACCGAUGAGUGGAUGAUGAUCUCGAGCAUUGACCAUACCGCACAGAUCGAUGCAUAGGGCCUCCGGGUCGACCUGAAGGCGCCGCGCCACAGCGCCGCCUGCCGCCACUGACGAGUCCUCUCUCUCUUGAACACCUGCAGCCACGGGCCAUGAGUGGAUGAUCGUACCACCAUGGGAUCUCUGUCUGUUCGUGUGUGUGUCUGUGUGUGAGUAUGUGUGUGUGUACCUCUGAUGGCGGAUUUAGGUAGCUGUUGAUGCGACGGCGAGGGUCAGCAGCAUCAGGGCAACCGUCGAAGAGCAAGAGGCCAUUGCUGCUGUGGGACUGGUGGACACGGGGGCAAAGGUGUGUGCCGGUGGGAGGAGUGAACAGAAGCUGAGGCCGAUGGCAAGGAGCCAAGGAGGGAGGUGUGCAGCUGGAGAAGUCGGUUGGCGAUGGUUUGUUGUCCGUCUUUGAGCGCCUCAUGGGACAGUAGACAGCAGGGGACAGCUGUCUACUGUCUUCG